Messenger RNA from Daldinia vernicosa, 2799 nucleotides. Its product is annotated as histidine biosynthesis trifunctional-protein. Gene Ontology annotation, biological process: L-histidine biosynthetic process. The transcript has 2 exons. The record is from RefSeq and is a predicted model, not a curated record. Gene Ontology annotation, cellular component: cytoplasm. Lineage: Eukaryota; Fungi; Ascomycota; Sordariomycetes; Xylariales; Hypoxylaceae. Bases 127 to 2742 code for a protein of 871 amino acids. Gene Ontology annotation, molecular function: histidinol dehydrogenase activity; NAD binding; metal ion binding.
UUUUUCUCUUUCACUUAACAAUUCAUAUCUACCAACUCAGUCGUCAUCUUAUGCACUAAUUUCUAGUAGCCAACAAAGAAUUUGAAUAUAACUAAUUAUUCAGUUCUAUUUGGCAAGUAUAUCGCUAUGGAGACAACACAUCCGCUUCCAUUUCUCAUCUCCGUACCAGUCCCUCCUAGUUGGGCAUCGAGCGAGGAGGCGCAAGGUCUAAGUCAAGAGGAAGUGGCAUGUUUAGGUUGCGUCUUCUUCGAAGUGACUCAGAAAAACUUUCAAGAGCUCCUUCAUAACCUUCACCACUUCGAUGCCGCAACUCUUCAUACUGUCUUCGACGCCACCGGCCUCGAAUCGAAAGAUGAUGUCGUCACGCUACUAGACCAUGGCGCCCGAAAAGUUUUUGUUCAGCCCGAGAGGCUGCUGGAUUUUACAGAGUUUGGUAGAAGAGUUGCCCCGGCGAUAACAAAUAUAAACCAGUUGUCUUAUGGGACGGAGCAUGGGCUACUCCUGAAGGACUUCGACCAACGAAGCUGCGAUGUGUCUGGUUUUAUGGAGUCGAGCAAGACUACUAAGAUGCCACCCCUAUAUAUCAAACCCAUCCAAGAUACUAUCUAUGACCAUUUUGUCGACAUAUGUUCGCAGCUAUCUGCUAUUCCCAUUAUCCCAUCCACGGAAUUAACAACCAAGAAAGAAGAGGCGGAUAAGAAGAUCUUCGUUGCAAAACUGUUUUCCAUCGCGUGGAAGUCGGAUAGGCAGGACAAGCUUCUACCUACAGUUGUUUGCGACGAAGCAGGAAUGGCACUUGGUUUAGUUUAUAGUAGCGAAGAGAGCAUUGCCGAAUCGCUAAGGACUAAGACGGGUGUCUACCAGAGCCGGAAACGAGGGCUCUGGUACAAAGGUGCUACGUCUGGUGACACUCAGGAGCUGCUGAGAAUAUCGUUAGACUGCGACAACGAUGCCUUAAGGUUCGUAGUAAGGCAGACAGGAAAGUUUUGUCACCUCGACCAAUACGGAUGUUUUGGCGAUCUGAAGGGAAUUCCAAAGCUCGAGAAAACGUUACUGUCGAGGAAGCGAUCAGCUCCCGAAGGCUCGUAUACCAAACGACUUUUUUCGGAUGAGAAGCUACUUCGCGCGAAGAUCAUGGAGGAAGCAGAAGAACUAUGCGAUGCGCAGACUCCAGACGAGGUUGCAUUCGAGGCGGCUGAUCUAAUCUACUUCGCCUUAACAAAAGCUAUUAGCGCUGGAGUAAGACUUUCGGACAUUGAGAAGAACCUAGAUGCCAAGAGCUUGAAGGUCAAAAGAAGGCCAGGACACGCAAAGGGACAGUGGGCUAAGAAAGAAGGAAUUGCAAACGGCACUGCGGAGAAGGCUAAGGAGGCCGCACCCGCUGUUGCAGCUCACACCGCGCCAGAUGCUGACAGGAUUACCCUAAAGAGGGUAGAUGUCAGUAAGGUCAACGCAAUUGAAGUCUCGGAAGCAUUAAAGAGACCAUCCCAGAAAUCAGCUGAUGCAAUCCUGAAUAUUGUUACUCCUAUCAUCAAUGAUGUUCGAAUGCAUGGAGAUAAGGCCCUGCUCUCUUACACGCACAAGUUUGAAAAGGCAACCUCCUUAACUUCGCCUGUUCUCAAAGCCCCGUUCCCGCAGUCACUCAUGAAUCUCCCGCCUGAGACUGUCAAAGCCAUUGACGUCUCCUUCGAGAAUAUCCACAAGUUCCACGCUGCUCAGAAAGAACAACCCCUGAAGGUGGAAACCAUGCCGGGAGUUGUUUGUAGUAGAUUCUCUAGACCUAUUGAACGAGUUGGACUUUAUGUGCCUGGAGGAACUGCCGUCUUGCCCAGUACCGCACUUAUGCUUGGUGUUCCAGCCAUGGUUGCUGGCUGCAAGAAAAUUGUUAUUGCGUCUCCGCCGCGUUCCGAUGGUAGCAUUACACCAGAGAUUGUGUACGUCGCCCACAAGGUCGGCGCCGAAAGCAUUGUCUUAGCCGGCGGCGCGCAAGCUGUUGCAGCAAUGGCGUACGGUACGGAAAGUGUCAGCAAAGUAGACAAGAUUCUCGGUCCCGGAAACCAGUUCGUGACUGCUGCCAAGAUGUUCGUCAGCAACGAUACCAACGCCGGUGUUAGUAUCGAUAUGCCAGCUGGCCCGUCUGAAGUUCUCGUAGUGGCGGACAAGGAUGCCAAUCCGGCUUUCGUGGCUUCGGAUCUUUUAUCUCAAGCCGAACACGGUGUGGAUAGCCAGGUUGUUUUGAUUGCAAUUGACCUCAACGAGCAGCAAUUGCAAGCGAUCGAAGACGAAGUCCACAAGCAGGCCAUGGCUUUACCGCGAGUGGAUAUCGUCAGAGGUGCUAUCAGUCACUCUGUCACAUUUGUCGUCAAAGACGUAGAAGAGGCGAUGAGGAUUAGCAACGAGUAUGGACCCGAGCACUUGAUUCUACAGAUCAAGAAUGCCGAGCAGGUAGUAGAUCAGGUCAUGAACGCAGGCAGUGUGUUCAUUGGACAAUGGACUCCCGAAAGCGUGGGCGACUACUCCGCCGGAGUCAACCAUUCGCUACCUACAUAUGGCUAUGCCAAGCAAUACUCGGGAGUCAACCUAGGCUCGUUCGUCAAGCAUAUCACAAGCUCGAACUUAACCGCCGAGGGCCUUCGGAAUGUGGGAGAUGCAGUUAUGCAGCUAGCCAAGGUGGAAGAACUUGAAGCCCACAGGAGAGCCGUGAGCAUCCGUCUCGGCACCUUAACUGGAUCUCAGAUAUAAGCCAAAUUUCGCUAUACUGUAAGGCGUUGGUAGUGAUGUGAGAGGUACUUCUAAGCA